Molecule: messenger RNA, 639 nt
Organism: Parathielavia appendiculata
Lineage: Eukaryota; Fungi; Ascomycota; Sordariomycetes; Sordariales; Chaetomiaceae
Exons: 1
Coding region: 260-451 (63 amino acids)
Source: RefSeq, a predicted model, not a curated record
UUUGAAUCCGACUUCUUAGGUAUUCCAUUUCCCUUCUAAGAAGUUUGGUAAGCGGUUUGUCAACUGGAAGAACUAUAUUGAGGCGAAUUUUACAAUCAUAAUCUGGGGAAUAGUCUAGAGAGGUGGCCAGAGUGAGCUGCUCAUCAUAGAGAGAGACGAAGAUGUCAAGGGUCGGCGCAACUGACCACUGCGUAACACCCUUAAAAGAGGGACCGUGGUUCGAACUGUUCCAGUCAAACCAGGUGUCACGGCCCCCACCAUGAGCCCUACACUUGGGCAAUUGGUGGGCGAAACACUGUGGAUUUCACGGCGCAGCGACAUGACUCGCAGCAGAGAGAGGAUAUCUGGAGAGCAGGAGACUCAGAUUGGAACUUGGAACUUCCCUCUCUCAAGGAUCAGUCAGUGGUUAGGGGUGCACGCACAAUACAGUCGUCUUGCUGCUGUCUGUUGAGGAUUCGGUGCAUCUUCCUUGGUGAGCUUGUGUGUGUCACCUGACACCAGGAGUUGCGCACAUGAACAUCUCACACUGUCACUACCCGUGGCAGAAGACGCCCCUCAUAGAGGAUAUACGUCCAAGUCUUACCAAAAGGCUCUUCAAUCAAGAAGGUCUCCUGCCUUAUUAGAACGGUACGAGGCAUC